AUGAAUAGGUUAAGGAUAUACACACCGAUUUUAAGGUCAACAAUAAUCAAACCGGCCACGCCUUGGGCAUAUGCUUUUGUUGUAUCACGAAGUAUACAUACUACGGGAAGAUUGUCGCAGGUGCAACACAAUCACCAUCAACAAGGACAACCUGUUCCAGACCAAUCAUCGAUUGAAAAACAACGAGAAUGGGUAGAUAGACUUGCUAAGGAAAGAGAGGAACGUCAGAAGUUUAGAAAUAAAACAGCAACAUAUUAUACUGCCUCUUUGGGGAUUUUCUUUUUGGCAUUAGCGUUUUCUGCAGUGCCAAUAUAUCGAGCCAUUUGUCAGCGUACUGGAUGGGGUGGAAUACCAAUUACUGAUAGUACAAAAUUCACUCCUGAUAAGUUGAUCCCCGUCGAUACCAAUAAACGUAUCCGUAUACAAUUUACUUGUCAAUCAUCAGGGAUCUUACCAUGGAAGUUUACUCCGUUGCAACGUGAAGUUUAUGUUGUUCCUGGUGAAACUGCAUUAGCCUUUUAUCGAGCCAAAAAUAUGAGUAAAGAAGAUAUUAUUGGUAUGGCAACGUAUUCAAUAACACCAGAUAAUGUUGCUGGGUAUUUCAAUAAGAUUCAAUGUUUUUGCUUUGAAGAGCAAAGAUUGAGUGCUGGUGAGGAAGUUGAUAUGCCGGUGUUUUUCUUUAUUGAUCCUGAUUUUGCUAAAGAUCCAGCAAUGAGAAAUAUCGAUGAUGUGGUUUUGCAUUAUUCAUUCUUCAAAGCACAUUAUUCCGAUGGUGAGUUGGCGGCUGUACCUAUUGGGAACAUGGAAAUGAAAGCCAGUGUGGUCAGUUAA
Molecule: messenger RNA, 831 nt
Organism: Candida dubliniensis CD36
Lineage: Eukaryota; Fungi; Ascomycota; Pichiomycetes; Serinales; Debaryomycetaceae
Gene: COX11
Product: Cox11p
Exons: 1
Coding region: 1-831 (276 amino acids)
Cellular component (GO): mitochondrial inner membrane
Molecular function (GO): copper ion binding
Source: RefSeq, a predicted model, not a curated record